AUGGAGGAUGAACCCAUUCUCAUCAUUGGCGCCGGCAUCUGCGGCCUUGUCCUAGCGCAGUACUUACGCAAGGAGAAGAUAUGCUUCCGAAUUUUUGAACGGGAUAAUGACUUGGCUACCCGCGGAGUAGGCUGGGGCUUGACCCUCAAUUGGUCACUCCCUGCCCUUCGCUCACUCCUACCGGAGGAUCUGGUCCUCAGGCUGCCCGAGACCUAUGUCGACCGUGCCUCCGUCCAGGCUGGCGCUAUCUCGACCUUCCCUUUUUUCGAUUUGAGUACGGGCGAGCGCAAGUUCCAAACUCCCAAGGCUCCGGAAUCCCAGCGCAUCUGGGUGACGCGUCAGAAGCUGAGAGUGCUCCUUGCCACAGGCAUCGACAUCGAAUGGGGAAAGUCAUUUUCCAAGUUUGAUCAAGGCCGGGGUUCAGUGACGGCUGCAUUUGAGGACGGGUCUACUGCCACGGGCCGCUUGCUCAUCGCUUGCGACGGAGCCAACUCUCGAGCACGACGGCAGCUAUUUCCAAACCAGAAUGAAAUGCAUCGUAUACCAAUUUGCCUCAUGGGAAUGAAACUAGAGCUUAGUCACGAAAAGGCCCAACUGAUACGAAAUCUCGACCCGUUCUUCUUGCAAGGAACAAGCUCCGAGAACAACUCAUUCAUAUAUAUUAGCUUGCUUGACGCUCCCCAAAGCAAAGGCGAUCUGACCGAAAAUACGUCUACCAGAUAUGCGUCUCAUGGCCCUACCACAAUGGGUUCAUGGACAGUGAACACCCCUUCAAAUGCGGAACGAAUCCAGCUGUUUCAGCGAAUUUCAUCUACUUGGGGAGAGCCAUUUCUCACUAUCGCUAAGGAGGUGGCUGCUGAUCAAGAGUUAAAAUCUCUGGAACUGCGAGAUUUUCCACCGCCUCGCGGACUUCGCACAAAUGGUCGAGCUGUGCUGAUGGGCGACUCAUUUCACGCCAUGGCUAUGUACAGAGGAGAGGGUGCAAACCAUGCCAUUGUCGACGUGCUUGAUUUUGUCGAGUCGGUCGGUCCCAAGUUCAGAAAUGAAGAUGUUGGAUGUGAUUCUUUAAUCGAGUCUCUUAAUGCAUACGAACGUUCGGUCGUUGAACGCGCCCGAACUGGGGUUCUGGCGUCUCGCCAAGCAUGUCUGGACGCUCAUAAUUGGUCACGUAUUACGAGUGAGAGUCCACUCCUGACCAGGCGAGAAAUGAAGUUGCAGUUCGAUGAAUCCAAUUUGUCGGAUGUAUUGUAUCAGGGGGGGAAGCAAUGUUUAGUACCGCCCAUGUCGCCCUAUGGUGUCUUCUCCCGCACAGAUAUAGGGGGA
This is a messenger RNA of Clonostachys byssicola, 1323 nucleotides long. NCBI's taxonomy places the organism in Eukaryota, Fungi, Ascomycota, Sordariomycetes, Hypocreales, Bionectriaceae. The record is from the annotation of a GenBank genome assembly.